This is a messenger RNA of Gekko japonicus, 2544 nucleotides long. RefSeq names its product aminoadipate aminotransferase (gene AADAT). The record is from RefSeq and is a predicted model, not a curated record. NCBI's taxonomy places the organism in Eukaryota, Metazoa, Chordata, Lepidosauria, Squamata, Gekkonidae. The coding region runs from base 325 to 1647 and encodes 440 amino acids. Gene Ontology annotation, molecular function: L-kynurenine:2-oxoglutarate transaminase activity; pyridoxal phosphate binding. The transcript has 14 exons. Gene Ontology annotation, biological process: biosynthetic process.
CCUCGAGGAGGCCUCAGCUGGUACCAAAGGAAACGAUCCCGAGAGCUUGCCGAGCGGCGGUGGCGGGACUCACUUGGCAGCGGCAAGCAGGGCUCCUGCCGGUCUUUGCACGCGUGAGCGCAAAUUCCAACCGGCGGCGCCCAGCGCCUCGUUCCCUGCCUGUUUACAGGCCGGCGUUUAGUAGCGUUUAGCCGUGGUUGGGUUUGCACGUCCCCACCAGGCCAGGCUUCUGCAGCGACAAUACUGAAAGCGGCAGCGCCACCAAGGCUCCCGCGGACAGCCAGCCGCGCGUUAGACUCAGUCCAGUUCCUUUAGAAGCUCUAUAUGGUGAUUGGCCCAGUAGCCAUGAAUUAUUCUAGAUAUCUGACUGCAGUAAGUGCAGCAAGAAAAGCCUCUCCGAUACGAGUCCUCACGGAACUGAUGCAGAGGUCUCCCCCAUCACUUAUUUCACUGGCUGGAGGGGCACCAAAUCCCAACACCUUUCCUUUCAAAGCAGCCAGUAUUACUGUUGGAGAUGGAACAACCAUUGAAAUUGGGGAAGAGUUGAUGACGAGAGCCCUCCAGUAUUCUGGCUCAGCUGGCAUUCCAGAGUUGUUGUUGUGGCUGAAAGAUUUACAGAAGAGGCUCCAUAACCCUCCGACAUCUAACUUCAAACCUGAAGAAGGACAAAUGGAGAUAUGUGUCACCACUGGCAGCCAAGACGGCUUGUGUAAAGUGUUUGAGAUGCUUAUUAAUCCUGGAGACACGGUCCUUUUAGAUGUACCCAGCUACCCUGGGACACUAGCAGCUCUGAAACCGUUGGGCAGUAACAUCAUCAGCAUUCCCAGUGACCAACAUGGUAUUAUUCCCAAAGAACUGAAAGGAAUUCUUUCCAGGUGGAGUCCAGAAGGCACAAGAAAACCCAACAGCAGCCUCCCCAAAUUUCUCUACACAAUUCCUAAUGGCAGCAAUCCCACUGGAACCUCAUUGACAGAAGAUCGCAAGAAAGAGAUCUAUCAGCUUGCAAGACAGUAUGAUUUCCUAAUAAUAGAAGAUGAUCCAUAUUACUUCCUUCAGUUUAGUAAGCCUUGGGCACCAACCUUUCUUUCAAUGGACGUUGAUGGCCGAGUUGUGCGGGCUGACUCUUUCUCUAAGGUCCUCUCUUCUGGGUUAAGAAUAGGCUUUCUAACUGGUCCCAAACCUCUCAUUGACAGAGUUAUUCUGCAUGUACAGGUCUCUACAAUGCAUACCAGCACUUUCACUCAGCUUAUGAUAUCGCAGCUGCUUCAACAGUGGGGUCAAAAAGGUUUCUUUGACCAUGUAGACAGAGUCAUAGAAUUCUACAAGACACAGAGGGAUGUGAUGCUUACUGCAGCAGACAAGUGGCUAAAAGACCUAGCAGACUGGCACGCCCCUGCUGCCGGAAUGUUUCUCUGGAUUAAAAUUAAAGGAAUUUCUGACACAGAGCACCUAAUAAUGGAAAAAGCUUUGGAGAAACAAGUCCUACUAGUUCCUGGGCAAGCGUUUCACAUCGAUAGUUCUGAACCUAGUUCAUAUGUCAGAGCUUCCUUCUCGUUAUCUUCUCCAAGCCAGAUUGAUCAGGGUUUCCAGAGGCUUGCAGAGGUCAUCAAAGAAGCUAAAAGAUUUCACCAAACAGAGAACCCUUAAGAAGCCAUAAUAUUCUUCAGCAGAAACUGCACCCCUGGAGUCUCCUUUCAUGUUGUGAUGAAAUAGAUGUGCAAGUCCUCAUCCUAGUGCAGUUGUGUUCAGGCUGCAUAGAAAUGUCUUAGGAGAUUGUGUUAAGUAAUACGUGCAGGAAGGUUUAGAUUAACUAGCCUGUCACUGCAGUCUUAUCGCCAAUGAAUGUGAGACCAUCUGUAAGAAAAGGGUUUAAUUACAUUUCUGGCUUCACAGAGUUGGUGUUUUUUGUGUGUCUUUUUGUAUUCCAUCUGAAGGUGAGCAUGAUGAAAGUUCAAGUUUUUUUAACGAUAACAUUGCUAUAUUUAUUAUGAAUUAGAAAAAAGAAAAUAAUUACAAAUACUAUACCUUUUUUCCCCGUUAAACCAUAUCCACUCUCUUCCCAUAUCCACAGCAACCUAAUAGAAUGCCUGCUUACAAAUUGUCCUCAUAGGAGUGGAUUAAGUUUGAGAGACAAAGUCCACAAAAAUCUUGGACAAAUUCCAAAACAAGAAACCCACUCUGUACAACAUAAUGACCUAAGAAAAACAUCAGCCCAAAAACAGCAUUACAAUAAUUCUGGGCCCUUAACCUUUGACCGGAGUCCCACACUACAUGCCCCGGCCUUUAAAGAUAUUGUUGCAAGAUUGCUGUCUGAGUACUGGCAAUAUCGUUACACAGUGGGGACACUGGGCAAAAGAUUGUUGUUGUUUUUGAACAGUUCUGUACAUUUCCUGAAUGGAAGUUAAUUGUCUCCUGGUAGUUCUUGAAUGAGAUGCCUCUCAAAGCUGGUUGCUGCCCUGUAUAUUUGUGGAUGCCUCCUCCUGUACUCUAGUUGUAUAUUUGUAAAUAAAAUACUGCAAAGAAGAAGAGAUUGGAUUUAUACCC